This is a messenger RNA of Rotaria sordida, 369 nucleotides long. The record is from the annotation of a GenBank genome assembly. NCBI's taxonomy places the organism in Eukaryota, Metazoa, Rotifera, Eurotatoria, Philodinida, Philodinidae.
AUGUUCAUCAAUCAAAAAUUAAAUUUACCGAAACCUAUUCGGGUUAUUUAUGUUGCUGGUCUUGAUUUAUUUAAUCGUUGCUGUGGUCUGACAUCAUUGAGAGCACCUCAGAUGGGUGGUGUUGCUGUAGUUUAUCGUUUAGGUCAAGAUGAUCGUUUUAUAACAUCGACACAUACACAGGAUGAUACCAAACUAUUUUAUGUAUGUACUGAUAAUGAUGAUGAUGCUAUGGAUACAUCAAGUUCAGAUUUGGACGAUAUUAGUUCAACAUUAAUUCGAAAACGCUACAAAAACAAUGAAAAUUGUGAUCAUUUAACUUUUAAAUCAGUUUUGGAUCACCUGAAAAUGAUAUCAUCGACGAAGAAUUAA